AUGGCUUCUUUCAAGAUGCUUGGAAAAUGGCUGAGUGGUAGUGGAUGGCCUGAGGUCAUGCGUAAUGCAGGGGUCGCAACACAGGGGAUUGCAGAAUCAUUCUUGUCUGCGAGUCAUGUAACACGCACACGACGAGCACACCAGGUGACAGCGGCAAGUCUGCUCAUCCUACUGAAUAAGGCAUACAACCAAUGCAAGGCGUCCCUACUAGAGGAAAACGAGCACUGCAAUAUCCCUGCAUUUGCUGAUUGGAAAGAAGAAAGAGCUACCAAGUCACCGCAUUUCCAUUAUUGGACGUCCGUCCUUGACCUCGAGCUAAUGUGCCUACGCCUCGUGAGGGCUUUCAGAGAGGCAGAUUUCCCACUUUAUGUCGAUACCAUCAGGAAGAUUCUGCCCUGGAUGUUUGUCAUGGAUCAUCCCAACUAUUCCAGGUGGCUCUCAGUUCACUAUCGGGAUAUGUGUCUCCUUCCUUCGAAGCAUCUAGACGUUUACAACCACUUCUGUGAUGGCGCAUUUGUUCUACACAAGACCACCAGGGUAUUUUCUUCCAUAGCAUUAGAUCAUGCCCACGAGCAAGUGAAUGCUGUGGUGAAAGGCGAAGAAGGUGCCGUUGGUCUCACCGAACAUCCAGCAGUUCUAAGAAGAUGGAUGGUGGCCGGCCCGGAGAUGUCCAGAAUGAUACAAGAAUUCGAGGGAGGCACAUCUUCAGCAGAGCAACGAGACCAUCAUGAACAGAAGCCAGGUGUGCAAUCUGCGUUCUCCCGUGACGUCGUCAACACUGUGUCGUGCUUUGAAGAAAUGGGUAAUCCCUUUCAAGAUGAAAGUGAAAACUUAAUGGCAAUUCACACAAGGGACAUCAUGGGCGAUGAAGUUAUUAAAACUAUCAGGAACGCGAGCAAGAUUGGAGAAGAGCAGUUCAAGUCGUUUGUUGAAGGACGAUUUAUUGAUGGCAGCAAGCCGGUCACCGACACUCUGAAGAAAAACAACCUCCAUACAUUAAACACUCCGACCAAGAAGGCAGUAUCAAAGGACAAAGCCAAAGUCCACGUCUUGAGGGAGGAUUGUUCUUUGUUCUCGCGGCUUUACAUAGCGUGCCAAAACCGCGAUGGAAAUUUGGAGGAAUUUUGCACAUAUGAGAAUCAGCCAUGGCCGCCAUCCCUCUCAGAACUUGGUCAACUUCGAGGAGGAGUGAAAGCAGACCUGAUAAAGUGCUUGCCGAACACUACACCACAGAGUCCCACGCAGCCAGAAGCAGACGUCGUCAUUCUGGAUGGUGCGGUGAUUGUACAAAUGUUGCAGCCACGGACGGCUCGCACAAUUAUUGAAUAUGCAACGACGGUAUUUGCGCCUUAUGUCUUGAAGCACCUUGAGACGGCUAGACGAGUGGAUCUUGUGUGGGAUGUCUACCAGGAUGAUUCACUGAAGAAAUCUCUUCAAGAAAAGAGAGGUACUGGGCAACGGCGAAAGGUGCUAGAAUCUACUGGAAUCCUGCGCGACUGGAAAAGCUUCUUAAAAGUAGAUGAAAACAAGGAAGAACUGUUCAAGCUUCUUGCGACAAAGGUACGUUAAAAUGAUUUGUUAAAGGUACGUUAAAGCGAUACAUUGAGAUGAUUUGUAAUAUUAUACCUUACAUAUUCAUGUUUUGACUGCAUUUUAGGUUGUUUCACUAGCAGUUCCUGAGGGUAAAGAGAUCUACUCCACUCAUGGUGAAAACGUGCUGUGUUCUUCGAACAGAACAGAUCUAGGUGUUCUCUCGCCAUGCAACCACGAAGAGGCUGAUACCCGCCUUAUAGUUCAUGCUAAUGAUGCAUCUUCGUGUGGAUAUCGAAGGAUAAAGAUACGAAGUAACGACACUGACGUGGUAGUUCUUGCUGCUUCAAUCGUCAACACCCUUGCCAUCGAUGAGAUGUGGAUAACACACGGAUCCGGAAAGAAUGUCCACAACAUCCCAGUACAUGCUGUCGCAGCAUCCUUAGGUCCAGCUAAAUCCACGGUAAUGCCAUUAUUCCAUGCGCUCACUGGCUGUGAUACAGUGUCGUGCUUUCGAGGACGUGGUAAGAAGACUGCGUGGGAUGUGUGUGUGUGUGGGGGGGGGGGGGUUCCUGAGCUGACACCAGUCCUGAGUGCUCUAAAGACAUCACCUGAAGACAUCACUGAAGAAUCCAUGGCUGUGCUAGAAAGGUUUGUUGUGCUUCUAUAUGACCGUACAAGCAGUCUAGCGAAAGUAAAUAAAGCAAGGCAACAGCUUUUCUCAAAGAGAUCGCGAGCAGCACUUGAUCAGCAUGUCCGGCGAGCAGUUCUACAAGGAGGACAUGUAUGGGGCCAAUCCCUUCUACGCCAGCAAGUGCUUCCAAGCCCAUCCACCUGGGGAUGGCAGCUCCAAGGUCGACACUGGUCUCCAUAUUGGACAUCCCUCUCACAAGCCAAGAACACUUGUUACGAACUCAUCAGUUGUGGAUGUAAAGUUUCAUGUAUCGGCAGGUGUAAGUGUUUGAAGGCAAAUUUGACAUGCACCGGUCUGUGUUACUGUGGUGGUAAUUGCAUUAGGUAGCUAAGAACAUACGUUACGAACAUAUUCGUCACAUGACCUUGCCUAUAAUCAUAGUACUCUGUUGAGUUUUGCGUUUGUUUUACAUGUCAAAUCUACUCCUUUCAUUCUUUAUGAAAAUCAAAUUGCUUAUAUUCAGCACUCAAAAUAUCUCCGAAAAUAUAUUACGAAAAUAUAUGUAACGACUUAGCCAUGUAACGACUUAGCCAUGAUUACGGAAUGCCGAGUCCGACUUACAGCAGCUCCGCCCACCCGCCCUCCUUACAGAUACCGCUCGGGACGGCCCUGCGUAUAACUAUAGAUUUGUCAUGCCUUCCCAAACUUUUUCUACGUCGACCAGCCAGCGGCCCAUUAAUUGUCAGUAGUCCCUGAAAGAGAAAAUGAUUUCAGAUACACAAAGGAUUUUACUCAUGACUAAUCAUCGAUAAUUGAACUCGCCGACUGUCAACGUCAUAUAUAAAUCAGCUUUACGUACCACAAACAUAUGCCGUAUUACCGCGGCUUUUCCAUGCUUUCUGAAACCCGCUGACUUAACCAACCAACAGGGACCGCGGAGACGGGGGGCUGGGGGGGGGGGCUUUAGCCCCCCCACUUUUUUUGACAGCCAAAAUUAUUAAAAUAGAAAUCUAAAUGAAACUUUCUAAAUUAAUUAAACCUUUUCUAGGCAUUUUUAACUUUCGUAUCUAAUUAAAAUGAAUAAAGGCUAAGCACCCCAUUAUGUGUACCUUACAUGAAGUUCCCUUCAACGCAGCCACGUGCUCCGAAACGAAAUUAUUAUUUAUAUUCAUAUGGUUUUUGCAAAGUUUCCGCAAUGGAGUUGAAACUGCCUUUAUUUUUACUUUAUUUUUACUAUUUUUACUUAAGUUUGUAAAAGGUCUAAAUUUUGUUACUUUUUAUGACGAUGGUCUUGGAGAUUUUUUGCUAAAGUUCCUCCAAAAAUGCAGGAAAUAGCGUUUAAGGUAAUAGAAAAUUGAACAUUUUCCUUGGGGGUUUUAUUGAUGAUUUAGCCCCCCCACUCUCUAAUACGCUCCGCGGGCCCUGCAGUCCAAAUAACGACUUAGCAAUGCUAACGGCAUGCAUGCCUACACCGACAUGGGUCGCAUUGCCGCUGUUUUGCCUCGCCUUGCCAACCGUUAACCUGAUUUAUUUAUACCGCCCUUCAACAACUUAAACACGAUCAGAGCAUGCUUAGCACGACUUGCACAGGCUUAUGCCGCAUUAUCACAGCUUUGCCAUGCCUUCCCAAACUUGUAUUAAACCGCGUGACAUGUACAACGACAUAGCCAAGAUGUGGAUUAUAUGCCAUGCUCGACCCCAAGUACGCCGACUUACGACGGAUUACCAUGAUUUUCCCAUGCUUUGUCAACGUAUACUUGACUCAACCUACCUUACAACGUCUUAGCCUUAAUUCUGUUAUGCUUAACCCGAGUUACGCAGAUUUAUACCGCAAUACCACAGUUUUGCCAUGCAUUCCGAAACUUCUACCAUACUCAACCCGCCCUACGUAUACAACGACUUUGCCGUCCUUACUGCAUGCUUAGAUGCUUUAUCCGCAUUACACUGACUCGGCCCAAUUACCACGGUUUUCUAUAGCUUACCAAACAUACACUAGAAUUAAUCCACCUUAAAACGACUUAGCCAUGAUUACGGCAUGUUCAGUUCGACUUACACCGACGUAAACCGGAUUUAGACGACCUUGCCAUGCAUUGACGAAUUUCUACCUGACGUGACCGAACUUGGAACGACUUAACCGUGACUACGGCAUGCUGAACCAACUUACACCCACUUGGGCCGUCUUACUAUGCUAUUGUCAUAUCUUGAUUAACUUCGGCCAGACGUAGAUUGAAUUCUAAUGACUUAGCCAUAAUUACGGCACGAUUCGCCCAAUUGCACAGGCUUAGACCGCUUUGUCACGGUAUGGUUAUGCCUUUACUAACUUUUGUCAAACUUAGCCACCUUUCAACGAGUUAGCCACAAGUACUCCUUGCUUUACCCGUAUUGCACAGACAUGUAUCGCAUUAACACGUAUUUGCCAUGCCUUCCGAAACUUCUACUCGAAUUAGCACACCUUAAAACGACCUAGCCAUGACAAGAAUUACGGCAUGCUCUACCUGAAUUACAUCGACUUAGUCAGGACUACCACGUCUUGCUAUAUCACAUUUUCUUCUGCCGAAUUAAAUCGCCUUUAAGCGACUUAGCCAAGAUUACGGCGAACUUCACACGACGUACACAGUGUUUGACUGCAUAACAAUAGCCGGAUAUAUUGGGUUGUGGGAAGUUAUAGCAAAAAAGGGGGCCCAUCUUGAGGCAAGGGGGCCCUGGAAUGUUGGAAUUGCGGAACGUGUUAAAUAUUAAGGAACUUUCUGCAAAAUUGAGGUCGAAAUAGUCUAAAAAGUUAAACAAAGUUUUGUUUUUGGAAAUAAAACGUUGACCUCAAUAAAAUUUUUGCUUUCUCGACAAAUUUGUUGCAAGGGUCCUCAAAUGGAAGGGCCCCCGGAAUUUAAAAUUCACCGUCCCCUACCUGCCCCCCCCCCCCCCCUCCCACACACAGAUACCGCUCGGGACGGCCGUGCGCAUAGCUAUAGUUUUGUCAUGUCUUCUCAAAUGUUUUCUACGCCGACCAGCCAGCGGCCCAUUGUCGGUGGACACUGAAAGAGAAAAUGAUUUCAGAUACACAAAGGAUUUUAUUCGUGAGAAAACACCGAUAAUUGAACUCGCCGACUGUCGACGUCAUAUGGAAAUCAGCCUUACCACAGACAUAUGUCGCAUUACCGCAGCUAGUGCAUGCCUUCCAAAAACUUCUUCUACCUGACUUAACCAACCAAAGAACGAUUUAGCAAUGAUUACGGCGUACAUGCUUACACCGACAUGGGCCGCAUUGCCGCUGUUUUGCCUCGCCUUGCCAACCGUUGACCUUAUUUAUUUAUACCGCUCCUCAACGACUUCAACAGGAUCAGGGCAUGCUUAGCACGACUUGCACAGGCUUAUGCCGCAUUAUCACGGUAUCAUUGGCAUGCCUUCCCAAACUUGUAUUAAACCACGUGACAUGUACAACGACAUAGCCAAGAUGUGGAUUAUAUGCCAUGUUCGACUCCGAGUACGCCGACUUACGACGGAUUACCAUGAUUUUGCCAUGCUUUGUCAAACAUAUACUUGACUCAACCUGUACCUUACUACGAUUUAGCCUUUUAAUUCAUGCUUAACCCGAGUUACACAGUCUUAUACCGCAAUACCACAGUAUUGCCAUGCAUUCCGAAACUUCUACCAUACUCAAGUGGCCCUAAACGACUUUGCCGUGCUUACUGCAUGCUUAGAUGCUUUAUCCGAAUUACACCGACUUGGGCCGAAUUGAUAACGGUUUUCUAUAGCUUGCCAAACAUCCACUUGAAUUAGCCCGCCUUAAAACGACUUAGCCAUGAUUACGGCAUGUUGAAUUCGACUGACAUCGACGUAAACCGGAUUUUGACGGCCUUGCUAUGCAUUGACAAAUUCUACCCGGUGUGCCCGAACUUGGAACGACUUAACCAUAACUACGGCACGCUGAACCCAACUUACACCGACUUGGGCCGUCUUAUUAAGCUAUUGCCAUGUCUUGACUAACUUCGACCAGAAGUAGAUCGAAUUCUUAUGACAUAGCCACGAUUACGGCAUGUUUCACCCAAUUGCACAGGCUUAGACCGCUUUAUCACGGUAUGGCUAUGCCCUGACUAACUUCUGUCAGACUUAGCCACCUUCCAACGAGUAAUUAAUCCACGAGCAGGCCCGGAGCUACGGGGGGUGUGGGAGGAUGUGGCACCCCCCGUACCCCCCAGGACUGCUAUUCAGUCGGAACUGCUGUUUGGGUUAAAUAUUUUUGGCGCAAAGGGCAAGAUCGGGGUCGGUAUUUUAGAAAAUUCUUUUUGAAAAAUGUAAAAAAUUUGGAAUAAUGUAGAAAAAUGUAGGAAAUUUGUGAUGUCCUGAAAAUUUUUGUAUGGGGGGGGGGAUGUCGCCAAAAAAAUAUUUUUGCGGAAAAAAAUUUUUCGGAACCAGUCGGUUGAAAUGACUUUACACCCCCCCCCCCUGAAGAAUUUCCUGAGGACGGCUCUGUCCACGAGUACUGCAUGUUUAACCCGACUUGAACAGACAUUUGCCACAUUAACACGUCUUUGCCAUGCCUUCAGAAACUUCUACUCGAAUUAGCACACCUUAAAACGGCUUAGCCAUGACAAGAAUUACGGCCUGCUCUACCUGAAUUACACCGACUUAGGCCGGUUUACCAAGUUUUGAUAUAUUACAUUUUCUUCUGCCCAAUUAAAUCGCCAUUAAACAACUUCGCCAUGAUUACGGCGUGGUUCACCCGACGUUCACAGAGUUUGACGGAAUAACAAUGACCGGAUAUAUUGGGGUGUAAGGAGUUAUAGUAAAAAUGGGGCCCAACUUGCGGCGACGAUGCCCUGGGAUGUUGGAAUUGCGAAACGUGUUCAAUAUUAAAUUAAGGAAUUUUCUCCAAAAUUGAGGUGGUGAAAGUGUGAGAAAGUAAAGGACGUUUUGUUUUCGGAAACAAAACGUUGACCUCACAAAAAUUUUUGCACUACGAAAAAUUUGUUAGAGGGGGUGUCCAAAUGGAAGGGGCCCCGAAUUUUAGAAUUCAUCGCCCCCCUCCAUCCGCACUCCACAGAUACCGCUCGGGACGGCCAUGUGUAUAACUAUAAAUUUGCCAUGCCUUUUCAGACUUUUUCUACGCCAACCAGCCAGCGGCGCAUUGUCGGUAGACACUGUAAGAGAAAAUGAUUUCAGAUAUACAAAGAAUUUUACACAUGAGUAAUCACCGAUAAUUGAACUCGCCGACUGUCGACGUCAUAUGGAAAUCAGCCUUACUACAGACAUAUGUCGCAUUACCGCGGUUUGUCCACGCCUUCCAAAAACUUUUUCUACCUGACUUAACCAACCAAAUAACGACUUAGCAAUGAUUACGGCGUACAUGCUUACACUUACAUGGGCCGAAUUGCCGCUGUUUUGCCUCGCCUUGCCAACCGUUGACCUUAUUUAUUUAUACCGCGCUUCAACGAUUUAAACACGAUCAGGGCAUGCUUAGCACGACUUGCACAGGCUUAUGCCGCAUUAUCACAGCUUUGCCAUGCCUUCCCAAACUUGUAUUAAACCGCGUGACAUGUACAACGACAUAGCCAAGAUGUGGAUUAUAUGCCAUGCUCGACCCCAAGUACGCCGACUUACGACGGAUUACCAUGAUUUUCCCAUGCUUUGUCAAACAUAUACUUGACUCAACCUACAACGUACAACGACUUAGCCUUAAUUAUAUCAUGCUUAACCCGAGUUACACAGACUUAUACCGCACAACCACAGUAUUGCCAUGCAUUCCGAAACUUCUACCAUACUCAAGCCGCCCUACAACGACUUUGCCGUGCUUACUGUAUGCUUAGAUGCUUUAUCCGAAUUUCACCGACUUGGGCCGAAUGAUCACGGUUUUCUAUAGCUUGCCAAACAUCCACUAGAAUUAGCCCGCCUUAAAACGACUUAGCCAUGAUUACGGCAUGUUCAAUUCGACUUACCCCGACGUAAACCGGAUUUUGACGGCCUUGCUAUGCAUUGACAAAUUCUACCCAGUGUGCCCGAACUUGGAACGACUUAACUAUAACUACGGCACGAUGACCCCAACUUACACCCACUUGGGCUGUCUUACUAAGCUAUUGGCAUGUCUUGACUAACUUCGACCAGACGUAGAUCGAAUUCUUAUGACUUAGCCACGAUUACGGCAUGCUUAACCCAAUUGCACCGGCUUAGACCGCUUUAUCGCGGUAUGGCUAUGCCCUGACUAACUUCUGUCAGACGUAGCCACCUUCCAACGAGUUAUUCACGAGUACUGCAUGCUUAACCCGACUUGCACAGACAUUUACCGCAUUAACACGUCUUUGCCAUGCCUUCAGAAACUUCUUCUCGAAUUAGCACACCUUAAAACGACUUAGCCAUGACAAGAAUUACGGCGUGCUCUACUUGAAUUACACCGACUUAAGCCAGAUUACCAAGUUUUGCUAUAUUACAUUUUCUUCUGCCCAAUUAAAUCGCCAUUAAACGACUUAGCUCAUGAUUAGGGAGUGGUCAUUAUUUAUGGGGAGGGGGGGGUAGGGAAAUGGGAAGGGGGGGGGACAAACGAAGUUUUACCCUUAUAAAUAGGAGGGUCAAGAAAGUUUUAACAUAGAGAAAGGGGGUGGUCAUAAAAGUUUUUGAACUUAAAUACCAUGUCUAGAGUUCUGAUUUCUAUAAUCACAAAUAGCAAAAAAGAAGACUCUGAAAAUGCUAUUUCCAACGAUCUAGAGACUCAAAAUUUUCAAAAUUUUCGUGCUGGGCGCCACCCAUGGUAGCGCCUCGCGAUCGUGGGCCCACUAAGUUUAACAAGCUUUCUACCCCCUGGGUGACCCAGUUGUGGUAUUUACAUAAACAUACCAUGCAAGUACACUUAACUGAUCAGAUUCGGUCUAUCAACGCACAAUGUAAUGCUGAAUAUCCAAAAAUCUGUUUCAGAAAAUGCUCACAUUUCAGUUGUACAUACGGUCCAUACGAUACCACACCAAACUUUUUGUCACCAACAACCAUCUGUUAUCUCUCCACACUCAAUAUAGUAUGGUCCUUUUUGUAGAUGCCCACCCCCCAAACAAGUUCUUAAAAAAAACCCUAUGUUCAAAUAAUUUCGCUGUAUGAAGAAGGGUCAUAUAUAUGGGUUAGGGUUAUGGUAGAACAACUGUUGCAUUGCAAAGUAGUAACACAUAAUAUGAGCACACCCACUAAGUGUACCAAGUUUCAUUGAAUUUUAUUAAAUAUUCACCAAGAUAUCAUACUUUCUUGUUAUUGCCAUUAUCUCAACUCAUACUUGUGACGUCACAACUCAAAAUAUAGAAAGUGUGAUAACUUGAGAAUGAGAUGAGAUAUGACGAAACUGUAAACGUCAUUCUUCAUCACUCCAGCAGUACUUUUUAGAAAAACAAUAAAAAAUGAGGUGAAAAAUUCGUUGCAUAGGCACUUUAAUUAUAUAAAAGUACCUUGAAUUUUUAAGUUUAAUUAAAAAGCAAAAUGCUCUGCGGACAUGUUCAUGAGAAUAUAAUUUUUUUCUGUAACGAAAUCUACAACACUUGUCAAUCAUAUUGCAUGUGUGUCUAAAAAUAACAUGUGGGCGUCUCACGGUCUAGACAGGUUUUGUGUCAGGCCCUAUUUCAAAUUAGGGCCUGAACUUCAGGUUACCACACCAGGCGGUCAUUCGCAAGGAUGCAGUGACCACAAAGGUUCGGGUUGUUUAUGCUUCAUCUAAGGAAUGUAAGUCAGGAACAUCACUUAAUGACUGCUUGCAUGUUGGGCCAUCCCUCAAUCCAUUACUAUAUAGCAUACUGAUACGGUUUAGAGAAAACAGGAUUGCUUUAGUAGGCGAUAUUGAAAAGGCUUUUUUGAAUGUGGAGGUUGAUGAGGCAGAUCGAGACUGUUUGAGGUUUUUGUGGGUAAAUGAUAUUGAGAGUGAUAAGUGGGAAACAGUUGUUUAUAGGUUUUGUAGAGUAGUAUUUGGAUUGAAUGCAUCUCCAUUCUUACUCAAUGCAACAUUAAGGCAUCAUGUCUUAAAGUAUCUUGAAACCGAUCCUGAGUUUGUGAAGAAGGUGCUAGAAGGUUUCUAUGUAGACGAUUUAGUUAGUGGGGAAAGUACGGUAGAUAAGGCAUUUCAGUUAUAUGAUAAGACUAUGAGUAGAAUGGCACAAGGGGGAUUCAAGCUAAGAAAGUGGUCAACUAACAGUAAUCUAUUGGAAAGUAAAAUUAAGGUGCAUGCGACAGACCAAUGUAAGAUAAAACACAUUGUUGAGGAUCGUCAAUCAUAUGCAAAACUAUCCCUUGGAGUAACAGGAUGUGAAUCAAAAUGCCAUAAAGUGUUAGGACAGGCAUGGGAUAACAAGAGCGAUGAGUUUAAGUUUGAGAUUGCGAGAGUGGGGGAAAGGGCAAAAACCUUAUCACCUGCAAAGCGAAAUCUACUGAGUGUUUUAGCAAGUUUAUUUGAUCCUCUCGGAAUAAUUAGUCCAGUGAUUGUAUGUGCCAAAAUAUUGUUCCAAGAAGUAUGUAAGGAUAAAGUUGAUUGGGAUGAAAACUUCACUGAGGAGUUACUGCAUAAGUGGGAGGGUUGGUACAGGGAUUUGAUAGAAACUAAGGAAAUUACCAUUCCUCGCUGUAUAUAUCAACAUCGUGCAGAAGAUGUUUUGGAGUGUACCUUACAUGGAUUUGGCGAUGCGAGCAAGAAGGCAUACUGUGCAGUUGUAUAUUUUGUGUAUUGUACUAAUGUAGGGGUUUAUGUCCGCUUAUUGACAUCAAAGGCAAGAGUAGCUCCCUUAAAAGCAACUAGUAUUCCCAGGUUAGAGUUAAUGUCAGCGAGGCUGUUAGCGCAGAUUAUGAAGUCAGUAAAAGCGUCACUUGAAAACCAAGUUAGGAUAGAUAGUACCAAGUUUUGGCUUGACAGCAUGACAGCACUCUACUGGAUAAUGAAUAGGGGUGAAUGGAAACAAUUUGUCCACCACCGAGUAAAUGAGAUCUUGAAGCUAACGAACAAAGGGGAUUGGGGGCAUUGUCCCGGGGUUGAAAAUCCUGCUGACAUUGGGUCUAGAGGUGUAAUUGCUUCACAAUUGAAAGAUAACAAGCUAUGGUGGGUGGGGCCAGAUUGGCUAAGUCAAAAGAGGAGUGGCCAAAAUUUGAGGCUACUGAUAAGACAAAGACAGUUUUGGAAGAGGAACGAAAGUCUGUAGUUAUGGUUGUAAAGGUGACAGAGCCAGCUAGUAUAAGUAGAGUGAUUGACUUGAAUGAUUAUGGGACAGCAGAACGACUUUUGGGGGUAACAGCUUGGGUACUCAGGUUUGGGUUUAAUGUACGAGCAAAAGCAAGGGGCAUUGAUAGGCGAAGUGGAGAGUUGACAGUGAAUGAGUUAGUUGAGGCAGAGAAUAUAUGGAUUAAAGAGGCUCAGGCAGGGUUGAAAGUAGAUAGAAAGUACACCCAACUGAGUAAUAGUUUAGGUUUGAUGGAAGAGGAAGGCAUUCUGAGAUGUAAAGGUAGAUUACAUAAUUCUGAGUUAGAGUUCAAUACCAAACACCCAAUCAUUAUACCCAAGGACCACAGACUGACUGAAUUGAUUGUCCAGAAAUGUCACAGUGAAGUGCAUCAUUGUGGUGUAUGGGCAACCUUAGGAAGAUUAAGGACAAAAUAUUGGGUUGUGAAAGGAAGACAAAUGGUGAAGCGGAUUUUAGGUAGAUGCGUCACCUGUAAAAGAUUAGAGGGAAAAGCACAUAGUGUAGCACAGACGGCAGAUUUGCCAGGAUUUCGAGUUAGGGAAGCUGCACCCUUUUCUAAUGUGGGAAUAGAUUUUGCAGGUCCAUCGUUUGUAAAGUGUUGUGCAAAAUGUCCAAGUAAGGUUUAUAUAGCAUUGUUUUCUUGUUGUGUGACUAGACCUAUACAUUUGGAGCUAGUUAGGGAUUUAUCUGCAGAGACAUUUUUGUGUUGUCUACGGAGAUUUGCUGCUAGGAGAGGAAUGCCAAGCCUUAUAGUAUAUAUCUGACAAUGCCAAAACGUUUAAGGCAGCAGAAAGGGCAGUUAGACAGUUGUUUAACCAACCUAAGGUUAAGGCGGAAUUGCAAACCAAACGAGUAACAUGGAGGUUUAAUUUAGAAAGAGCGCCUUGAUGGGGAGGAUUUUUUGAGAGAAUGGUUCGGAGUGUUAAACGGUGUCUUAGAAAGGUUCUAGGUAAUGCUAAAUUGACAGUAGAUGAACUUACCACAGUGCUUGUAGAGAUAGAGGGUACAUUAAAUGCUAGACCAUUAACAGAUGAGUAUGAAGAGUGUGAAGGAGAGGUUUUGACACCGUCACACCUAAUUUAUGGUAGAGCUAUUAGCUUCAUACCACAGAAGGAAGUAGUUAGAGAGGAACGUAGCUGUGGAGAAAGAUUUAAGUAUAUUAUGUUGAAAUUACAACAUUUCUGGAAGAGGUGGCAAAGUGAGUACCUGACAGGGUUGAGAGAAUUUCAUAAAUGUAAGAGUCAAAAUGUGAGAAAGAGUGUGAAGAAGGUGUAGAAAACUUCAUGUUAUUAUUGGAUAAUUGGUUUUGGGGUCACGAGGGUUGACAGCCUGUGCGCGGGCUAGCACAUGUGCUGUUCGGCGGUGAGUAACAAUUCGAUGUGAGCGCUUAAGUUUGGUUAAUAAAUAUAUAAAAUAGUGAGUUUGUGAGUUUUUUAAGGAGACGUGACACCUCUGAGUGAGACGUUUUCGACACAGUGGCGACCCCGCCAGGAUUUCUGAGCACUGCGAGACAUUAAACGGCGAAAUUUGGCGAGUUAACUUUCAAGAUCGAGUGAACUAGUUUGCGGACGGUGUGCAUUUCUACGGCGAAAUUCUAGUGAGUUGUGAAUAGUGAUACGAUAAAUACAUUAACAGUGACUGAAUUUACCUUGUUACCGUGCAUUAUCGGGGAUUCUUGUUUUAUUUCUUAUUUUUUCCGUGAAAAUAUACGAGAUGUCGUGCUUUAUUUGGUGUUUAUAUAUUAAAUUUGGAAUCGGGACCGCGCGAGUGAUGUGACCUAAGGCCUGGGACGAGGCAUACCCAAUACGUCGUGUAAGAACAUCGUUCUGAACUUGUGAUUCUUAUAUCAUAUUUGGAGAGAUUUUAAGUAAUUGGUCGUCCUUUUUUAAAUCGAUUUAUUUACAAUUAUUAUGGAAAAGGCAGUGGAAGAACUAAGUGGUAAAAUAAAGACAUUAAAAUUUCGAAUGGGCAAAACAAACGAUGUAAUUGGCAAACAUGACAAGGAGGCCCUCGAGAGACAACGUUUAUCCGUUACGAAUAUUUCGACAAUAGUGAACACUUUAAAAGAGAAUAUUGAGGAAAGAAUGUUUAUGAAAGGUGAUACAGAAGAACAAGUCAAAGACUGGGCUGCUGAAACGGAAACCUUGCUGGCUCAAGCUGACCAGUGUGUGAGAAAAAUUACAGAAGAGCUUAAGGACAUGCAGUUAGCUGCAGAAGAAGCUACUACAUUUCAAGAACAGCAAAAGAAACUCGAGUUUGAAAAGCUUUUGACUGAACAAAAACUGAAACAAGAACAGCAAGCUGCACAAGAGAAGAGGGAAUUAGAACUGGAGUAUCAACAAAAGCUUAAAGAUGUCCAAGAAACUGCAACUAAACCAUCCAGUGCACCUGUUGCUGCCAGUGCCAAAAUUCCUAAACUAGUCAUCUCAAAAUUCGAUGGGACCCCACAGACUGGAUGCGAUUUUGGGGUCAGUUUGAGGCUCAAAUCGACAAGUCAAGCGUGGAUGCAGUCACCAAAUUUUCUUAUUUAAAGGAGCUGGUUGUAGUUAAGGUACGAAAGCUGAUUGACGGACUUCCCUUCAACGAGGAGGGAUACUCUAAAGCAAAGGUCCUUCUGGAAAAGAAGUACGGUCAAACUAGUGAAGUGGUUGGAGCUUAUGUACGAAGCAUUCUUGAAUUGCCCACCAUUCGAGAGAGAGAUGUGCCCAAAAUACACGCCUUCUAUGAAACAUUGCUAUACAGCGUCGAGUCCUUGCAGACAUUGGACAGUUUGGGUAAACUUGAUGCGGCUGUCAGGUUUACGUUUGACAAAUUGGAAGUGAUCAAGAGUGAGCUUGCUAUGAUGAAUGAAAAUUGGAGUGAGUGGACUUUCACGCAGUUUGUCGAUGCUCUUGAAAGGUGGACAAAAAACAACCCAGUCAGAGAUAACCAAGGUGGAAAGUCCCGAAAGGAAAAGGGUAAAUCGUUCUUUGCAAACCAGGAUAAUCCCAAUCGUGGAAUUAAGGGCUGUCUCUACUGUUCCAAUGAAACGCACCGAGCGAUUAACUGUGACAAAGUUGUGAAACCUGAAGACAGGAAGAAACUCUUGGCAGAGAAACACUUGUGUUUUAACUGCACUGGUGCGAAGCACAGAGCUGCAGACUGCAAGAGCAAGGGGAAAUGUCAAAUUUGCCAAGGAAAACACCAUACCUCCAUAUGUGACAAGGAUACGAAGCCUCGUGAGCCUGGUAUGACAGCAAAUCAUAUUGGUCAAAGUGCUGUUAUACACCCUGUGGUAGUCGUUCGAAUAAGUGGAUAUAAAUUUCGUGCAUUACUGGACAGUGGUGCCAGUCAUUCCUACGCCUUUUCUACAGCCAUCAAGUUGUCUCGAGCUAAAGUAAAGUCUGUUGGUCUUCGACAGAUCGCAAUGUUAACUGGAGUGACUACAAGAACAAUGCAAGUAUAUGAGGUGAGAAUGCAAUCGUUAUCUGGUGACUUUGAUUUGGACGUGAACGUUACUAAGAUAGAGAAGAGAGAGUUGUUAUCAUUGGAGAAUCCCCAUUACAAGGAUGUUCUAGAGAAGCAUUAUCACUUGAGAGGAGUUCGUAUGGAUGACGAUUAUGACAAGAAAGAACUGUUGCCAAUCCACCUCAUACUCGGAGCCAAUGACUAUGCUAAGAUACGUACUAGUGAGAAUUUGCGAGUUGGGCGUAGCGGUCAACCAGUUGCUGGUCCAUUAUGUCCCCUGGAACAGAGCAAGAAGUAUCACUUGGCUGCCUAGCUGUUAAUUCAGUAACAGAUUACGACAACCUUUGUUCUCUGGAUGUCCUCGGAUUAGCAGAUACAACCGGGCAUGACAGCAACGUUUUGGGCGAAUUUAAGGAGCAGCUUACAAGGUCAGACGAAGGCUGGUACGAAACGGCUCUUCCAUGGAGACCCAGUCACCAACCUUUGUUGAGCAAUCGUGAUGGUAGCCUCGGACGGCUAAACUCGCUCCUACGAAAGCUGAAGAGAACAAACAUGCUGAACGAGUAUGAUGCAGUAAUUCGCGACCAGAUUGAGCAGGGAAUCGUAGAGAAAGCACCGGAAGAAGUUGUUGGGAAAGAGUUUUACCUCCCACAUCGUGCCGUAGUGGGAGAGAAUGCAGAAACGACGAAAACACGAAUUGUCUACGACGCGUCUGCGCGCGAACGGGAAAAUACUCCCUCGCUCAAUGAUUGUUUACAGACAGGACCUCCGUUACAAAACCUGCUGUGGAGUGUGAUUAUUCGAAAUCGGUUUCACCCAGUGGCGCUAGCUGGGGAUCUGCAGAAGGCAUUUUUACAAGUUCGAGUACGAGAAGGUGAACGAGACGUGUUACGUUUUCAUUGGAUUAAAGAUCGACAGUCAUCUGAAGUUGAGGUGCUUAGAUUCACGAGAGUAGUGUUUGGUCUUGCACCUUCACCUUUCCUCUUAACUGGAGUAAUUCAACACCAUCUAGAAACUCUUGAAGCUCAGUAUCCCACGAGUGUCCCCGAAAUACGUAAGAGUCUGUACGUAGAUGAUCUUAUAUCUGGAGCUCCCACUACCGACGAAGCCAAGGAGUUAAAACGCGAAGCCAUUGAGAUCUUUGAUGACGCACGAUUUCGAUUACAUAAGUGGAACUCAAAUAUUUCGGAACUCGAGUCGGAUGCAUCUGAGAGUGAACUUACCUUUGCCAAAGAACAACUCGGUGGAACCCCAACAAGUAAAGAUUGUAAGCUACUAGGUCUCGGAUGGGACAAACACACCGAUUCUCUGCAAGUAACCUUUCCAACCACACCAGCUGUGUUGACGAAGCGCGGUGUUCUCGCAUAUUUGGCUAAAGUGUAUGAUCCCCUCGGAGUUGUAUCGCCAGUGUUACUGGAAGGAAAGCUGCUUUAUCGUGAGACUUGUGAUUCAAAGAUUCGUUGGGAUGCGCCACUACCAGAGCCCUUAGCUAAACGUUGGGGAAAAUGGGAACAGUCGUUACAGAGUGUCAUCUCUUUCGCACGUAGCCUCCCUGUGUACCAAGAGCCGAUCAGAGAAGUAGAGCUACACUCGUUUGGAGAUGCGAGUGGUCGAGGUGUCUGCGCAGCUGUUUAUGCGGUGGUAAGGCAAGAUUCGGGUGUCACGCAAAGGUUAAUUACAGCGAAGUCUCGGUUGGCGAAAACUAACCUAACUAUCCCAAGAUUGGAACUUGUAGCUGGCCACAUGGCCGUUAAUUUAGCCGUGAACGUCAGAGAUUCUCUACAAGGGUUCAAUGUUGCAGAAUAUAUCCAUUGCUGGUUGGACAGCACCGUAGUCUUACAUUAGAGAGUUUGGGAACGCGACGGGAAGUGGCGACGGCGACGUCUGUGACCGAGCAGGGGCCUGGGAACGAAUACGUUGCAGAAACGUCGCCGUUGCCACCAGAAUUCUGUUUGGCUACUGUUCGGCGGUAAAAUUUAAAACUUUUGUAAAUUCAAAAUGGAUGAAAUUUUUGACACUCUCCUUUUGUCGUACGAUGAUGGUUUAAUAUCAGACGAGGAGCUUUUACUUCUCCAAGAUUACUGAUGUAUAUCGCCAAAUAGGCACUCAAAUUUCCCUUAUCGGGAUUAUAAUCCAUUUGACUGGGAAAACCUUGACGAACUUACUUGCAAAGUUGAGUUUCGGUUUGACAAACAAGACAUUCCAAGGUUGCAAGAAGCGCUUCAAUUUCCAGAAAUGAUUUCCAUCCCACAUGCUACAGACUGUCCUGGAUUGGAAGCUUUGUGCAUAUUGCUCAAAAGAUUUGCUUACCCAGUGCGAUACUGUGAUAUGGUUCCCAUGUUUGGCCGAUCAGUGCCUGAACUAUGCAAGAUUACUCAAUAUGCAAUCAAUCAUAUUUACAACAACCAUGGUUUCAGAUUACAAAGCUGGAAUCAACCAUUUCUAUCUCCAGAGAAUCUGGAAUCCUAUGCAAAUGCAAUUCAUGUCAAAGGUUCCCCUCUUCUAACAUGCUUUGGUUUCAUCGAUGGCACAGUUCGGCCAAUUUGUAGACCCAGUGUUAAUCAAAGAAUUGUUUACAAUGGUCAUAAGCGGCUACAUGCCAUCAAAUUUCAGAGUAUAUGUAUUCCGAAUGGUCUGAUAGCAAACCUGUCUGGACCAUGGGGUGAGUUAGCACUUUUUUGACAUUUAUAUUGCCAAUAAUCAGUACAAUGAUGUGUUCUGUUAUAAAUUGUUAAUAUAUAAAUUUUGAACAAAGUCAUUCAAUUCAAUCAUUUAAUUAUAUAUUUUGUUUUGCUUUGCUUUAGAGGGAAGAAUGCAUGAUGCACGUAUACUUGGAGAGUCAGGCUUGAUGCAAGACCUCAGGCAGCAUGCAUUUGCACCAGACGGCACCCCAUUAUGUCCAUAUGGUGACCCAGCCUACCCAUUGAGGGUCCACCUCCAGCAACCAUUCCGAAAUAAUGCCGCAUUAACAGAAGAUAUGAGGCAAUAUAACAAGGCAAUGAGCAGUGUACGAGUCAGUGUGGAAUGGUUAUUUGGAGAAAUAACCAAGUAUUUUAAGUUUGUAGAUUUUAAGCAACAACUUAAAAUACGGUUAAGUCCCAUUGGGAAAAUUUACAUUGUAUCUGCCAUAUUGCAAAAUAGUUUAGCUUGCUUGUAUGGUAACAUUGUAUCAGAAUAUUUUGAAAUCAACCCACCAACACUAGAAAACUACUUCUGGAGAGCUGAUGCAUAGUGUCCACAUGUAAUUAAUGAUAAUACUCUAUGAAACAUAGUAUAUUGCAAGACAACAGUAUAGUAACAUUGCAUUUGCGUGAAAGAUAUAAUUAUUGUUUAUAAAUUGGAUCCAUACAACCAGAAUCAAAAGUAAUUCAAAAUUAAAUUUUCUGAACCAAUAACUUUUAUUUUCAAUUUACAUAUACAACUAUAAAAAUAUUAAUAUAAUAAAGUAUAGCAUGCAACUUGUCCUGUAAAAUAUCCAAACAAAAUUCAAAGGCCAGAAGUAGCCUGUCCGUAUUCAAUAAACAUGAAGAAUGGUCAAACACAUAAAGGAAUGUACUUACAGUUCUUGUACAGUUAACGAUUUUUUGCAAAUUCAAGCAAAGUGUUCAACAAGUUUUGAUUUUGUUGAGUUUGUGCUUCAAGCUCCUUGCUCCUUAUUGCUAGCUCUUGCUUUCGAACUUCCAGUUCUUUAGUUUUAUGUUCAAGCUCUUUAUUUCUAUACUCAAUAUCCUGAUUCGCUUUAUCUCUUAGAAAUUCUACAAUAGCUGUUUUCUUGGCUCUGAACGAAUCGUUUCCUGAUGCUUUUCUUUUUGCUGUUUCUCGAGCAGUUUCAAGUGCGACCAGUCUGGCAUCUUCUGCUUGACUUCUGUCCUCAUCUUUAGCAGUUUUUUCCUUUUCUCGGUCCUCUUCUUGACUCUCAAAAAGAGCAACAGCUUCCUCAAUGGCGUCUUCAAGCUCACUUGGCUCAUCGGUGCCAAUGCCGGAAGCAUUAAUUUCCUCUCUCUCCUUCUUUUUGUAUUUUUUUGCUAACAAGUUAUAGCGAUCGCGUACAGCCCUGAUGUCCUUCAAGUUGAAGACUAUAUCUGCUCUUGAAUUUAAAUUGUCGACGAUUCUUUCCCAAACUAGUCCUAUUCGCCUCGAACCUUUAGGAUUAUCAAAAGGACGUUCUGUUAAAAUUUCUUUAAUCAACUCGAGGUCAUGUUGAUCAGUCCACUUCAUCGCUUUGAUCAUGACUUGAGAUUUACUGCUAAACAACAUAAAACUUGAGUUAAAUUACCGAAAGUUGGUUAAACAGAAUAUCGUUUACGUAAAAAAGCUUACCUUUGCUUGUUCGUUUCGGCCAUCAUGCAGAAAAAGGCACAAAAACCAGACGUUGUCAGCACAACGCCAAAUCACUCAAACUGGCGUUGUCGGGAGAACGCCAACGUCCAGACAACGUAUAUUCGUGACUUAAUUAUGAUAAUUAUGUAAAAUUAUGCAGGUCGCCGUCGCCACUUCCAGUUGCGUUCCCAAACUCUCUAUUGGUUAAACGACAACGGGGAGUACCGCCAAUUCGUGGCGAACCGAGUAAAUAAGAUGAGAAGUCAUCGAAACGUACUCUGGCACCACGUUCCUACAUUUGACAACGCGGCUGACCUGGGGAGUCGUGGUGGUAGCGUGUCGACAGCGAAGUCGUGGUGGAAUGGUCCACCCUGGUUAGCAGACCCGAGCAAGUGGCCACCUGAGAUCGUGACAAAAGCAAACGCGGUUAGUGACGCAGAGAGGAAGGUUCAACGAGAACUGUCCAUGGUUGGGGUUGAGGGAAGUGAAUACCUUGACACCAUCCUGGCCAAGUUCGGCUUGCGUAAGGCCAUGAGAAUUUUUGGAUGGGUCUCGCGAUUCAUCCAUAAUUCUCGAAAUCCUUCCAAGAAGAUCGGUGGAGCGAUGACAACAGAUGAAGUGCUGAAACAGGAGAUAUUCUGGAUCAAACGAACGCAACAACAAGCGGUAAAUUCGGAGAAGUUUCUCGAAGAUAAAGAACAGUUAAAUUUACAAUUGAAUGCAGAAGGUGUCUGGGAAUGUCGUGGCAGAAUCCAAGGGCAGUACCCGAUCUAUUUACCAGAUUGCACCUUAUUUACGACCAAAGUUGUUCAAAGAGCCCAUGUUUGCACGUUACAUGGUGGCGUAGGUCUGGUCAUGGCGAACGUUCGGGAAAGAUACUGGAUACCCCGUCUGCGUAAACUUGCGAAGAAGGUCAUCAUCGAUUGUUGGGGAUGUAAGAAAUUUAGGACCGCCCCAGCAAAAUCUCCACCACCUGGUCUCUUACCAAAAACGCGAACCGAGAAAUCUACUCCAUUCGACAUCAUUGGCGUCGACUUCGCCGGACCAGUGAAGUAUCGUAGUAAAGGGAAAGAGAGGAAGUCGUACAUAGUUCUAUACUCGUGCAGUUUAACUCGGGCGGUGUUGUUAGACUUGCUACCUAGCCUCGAAACGAAGGAAUUCAUCAAAAGCUUGAAACGGACGAUCGCAAGAAGGGGGAGACCUUCGUUGAUUUAUUCAGAUAAUGGGUCCACGUUCGUUGCGGCGGCGAAGUGGCUAAAAUCCGUACGCAAAGACGAAGAGUUAAACGAUCUUCUCCGCAACCAUUCGAUAUCAUGGCGGUAUAAUCUUAGCAGGCCCCCCCUGGUGGAGGGGCCAGUCGAGAGGUUGAUCGGGGUAAUGAAAGCGGCAUUCUACAAAACGGUCGGAAGUGGAGUUCUUACAUGGGACGAACUUAGCGAAGUGCUCCUGGACAUAGAAAUCGCAAUCAAUAAUCGACCCCUGUCUUAUAUGGAAGAGAACGAACAAUUACCCACCCUUACUCCAAAUUCUAUGUUAUUUCUGAAUCCUAAUUACCUACCAGAAUUAAAGCCGUAUCAUCACGAAGAACCGAAUUUGAGGAAACGUGCAAAGUUCUUAAGGAGAAUCAAGGACGAAAUGUGGAGACGGUGGAGUAAUGAGUAUCUGAGGUCCCUCCGCGAACGCCAUCGGUUGAAACACAAAUCUCAAGGCCACGUCAUUGCAGUGGGUGGUGUCGUAUUGGUAAAGUCGACAGAACGAAAUCGAAACAAAUGGCCUUUGGGAAUAGUAGAAACGCUGAUUGUCGGCAAAGACGGUGCAGUUCGAGCAGCUAGACUGAGAAGCGGUCGUGAUCGAUUGGAACGCGCGGUACAACAUUUAUAUCCUCUAGAAUUAAAUUGUGACCUCUACAAGGAAAAAGACGGGGAGAAUAAGAAGAAACCUGCGGAACUAAAUCCAGAAGCACCCAAGUUCAAGCCGAAGCGACGAGCGGCAGUUGAAGCAAGAAAACGGAUUAGCGAACAGUUAAACGAUGAACAACAGCGUGAAUGACUGUUUACCUUAAAGUAGAUAUAGAACGUUACAUUUAACUUUAACAAAUAUUCGAACAGUUAGUGGUUUUCAAGGACAUAUGAAUCGAAUACGAUUCAUAUGGGGGAGGGUGUACAAAACUUCAUGUUAUUAUUGGAUAAUUGGUUUUGGGGUCACGAGGGUUGACAGCCUGUGCGCGGGCUAGCACAUGUGUUGUUCGGCGGUGAGUAACAAUUCGAUGUGAGCGCUUAAGUUUGGUUAAUAAAUAUAUAAAAUAGUGAGUUUUUUAAGGAGACGUGACACCUCUGAGUGAGACGUUUUCGACAAAGGGAGAUGUAGUGACAGUGUAUGGAGAGGGAGAGAAACGAGGUAAUUGGAAAUUAGCGAAAGUAGAAGAACUAAUUAUAGGAAAGGACAAGGAAAUUAGAGGAGCCAAAGUAAGAGUUGCAGGGAAGGGUAGACCAGUUUACCUGAAAAGACCGGUCCAGAAACUUUACCCGUUAGAGAUUCAAGCUCGACCGGGUGGGAAAGGGAAGGAAGGGAAUUCCCCUUCAGCUGAGUCAGAAGGUUCCUUGCAUGAUUUGCAUGAGCGUCCAAGACGAGCUGCUGCUGUUAUUUCCAAAGCGAAGACAAGUGCGAUGCUUGAUUCAUAGAUGAAUCCUUUAUGAAUCAAGGUGGGUGGGGUGUUGUAAGUUCCCAGCGCAGUGCCGCCAGUUUUCCGCACAGCAGUUGCUUCUGCUAUUUAAUGUACAAAUAUGUAUAUAGUAUUGCUUAAAAUACGUCAUAGUGAUUCAUUGUAAUUUAAUACCAACAUUGAUUGAGGCAAAUAUGUAAAUUCAGUUGUGAUCAGAUCGUAGCGAGACGAGGAAGUCUAAAAUCGCGUUGUAAAUAGAUAAUCUUUCCAAUGAAAUAAAUCGAUAGAAUACAGUCCCCUGAAUGUUAUUGUGUGUGAACCAGUGUGCGCGGAGAUCAAAGUGAAGAUUCUGCAAAAAAGUCCAAGCGUGGUUUCGAGAGACUUCAUGUUUGGCCAAGUUGCCUUUAAUUGCAGCGGCACCAAAUUCCUCGUUUUUAUGGCUGUCCACAAGCGAAACGCCAUUGUCAUGCGAAAGGAAUAAAAAUGAUUUGUUUCCAUACGUGAAAAGAGCUGCCUUUCGAUUGGACAUUGCUUCUAGUUGACAUACUAAACGUGAUGCGUGAUUGGGGUUACUCAAUCGGACAAGUUUAGGUGGGAAUAAGUUGAUUUGAACCGAGUGGCUUCUCCAUAAGUACGUGUUCGUCUAAACUGAGUGUUCGUGGUCCGUCUGGGGAUCAUUGGCCAUACUGAUGCCUAUCCUGGUCGCAUAGACAAUCGAAGAAAACCACGAGUAAUUGAGAGGAGUUGCAUCUUCUGGCAGUCUUUCCUCUUCAGUCGAUAGCCAAAUAUGUCCCAAAAGAAAGGAAGUAAGACUAGUAGAAUUCAAUAUACUGGUAUACUGACUAAUGCUGAAAUGUUCAGGAAACAACGACAGUGACACAUGUGUACCAGCAAUUUUUAAGAAACGCACUGUCUGCAUGGUAUAGUUCCGUUUCAUCGGUUGGCACAAACGCAUUACGCUGUGAGAGAAUUGUAGCAUCAUUUCUUGUUGAACAUGACAUCGGCUUCGAAGGCGAUGAUGUUAUAACACGAGAGCCUGAUGCUUCACUUAUGGUGGUGAAUAGUCCAGAAUCAGAUGCUUCAGUUGUGGUGGUGAAUGAUCUCGAUGCUUCAGUUGUGGUGGUAAAUUGUCCAGGAUCUGAUGCUUCAGUUAUGGUAGAGGCUGAUGAUGUUUCCAUCGCAGAAGAUAUCACUGUGGUAUUUAUCGAAGCACAGAAUGAAUAUCCAUCGUCGCUGCAUGAGUAGUCUAGCUCGUUUUAUCGAUUUGUCCUUUGAUAGCCAGUUGGUUACCAAACUAUAAAACAUAAGGAUUUUGUCAAUUUCUAUGGUCACCAUUUCAGAAUACAUACACUUAAAACCACCCUGGUUAACCUGGUGUCUCAGGAAACCCCCGUCUCGAUUGCGCGACCCCCUGGGGUGAAUUUCCUAGGAAAAACUCCGUACCAGGGGCGAAUAUCCUGGGAAAUCCGCCUCCCCUCGGGAAGGCGAGAUUCAUGGAGAGGGAAUUUUCCAGUGGUAACAGAUCAGCCAGCAUACCACCAACCAGCUGAUUAAAACAUGAAACUCUACCCAAGCAAUCUGCAGAGUCAACAGAAUUUUUUUCAUGGAAAGGAUCAUAAUUAAUAGUCUGAAAACAAACAUUAUUUGGAAGCUGGACAAAAGGUAUUGUAUAAACUUCUAUGUUUUUGUUCGCCUUUUAAGGAAAUUUGUGCACUUUCACAGUGAGUGAACAUUUUGUUCUGUAUAAUGAAGCAAUUGCCCAAUGGAAACCUCAGACUUCAACUGUAACAUUUUAAUAUGAUCAACAAAUUGUGUACUUUCAGGUACAAGUUUUCAACAUCAAUUGAAGUUUGGUUAGGAAACUAAGUUUACCAAUCUUCCUAGCAAUGUAUAUUUUCUAUUAACUAUGAUUUUUAUAUAAUAUAACCACUGGCAGACACUUUGAAAUAUUGGGUCUCAAGGGCGAAAAAUAAAUGUCCAUCUUUUGUUUAUUCUGUGAGAAGACCGAGUAUGCAAGGUCUGCCAGUCAGGAGAAAUUGAAACGAAACAUCACUUCCUGUGAAGCCUAUAGCAGUCUUCGUGAAAACUUUUUAAAUUACUUGGAAUGUGAUCCCACCAAUGAAGCAGAUCUAAAUUAACACAGUUUACUAGUUGAGAUAAUGAAAUCAACUGAGAAUGAAACCAAGAUAAAAUUAUUGAAAUUUAUCUCUUUAUGUUUUGAGAAGAGAUCUAAAUGCCUUGAAGCCAUGAAUGCUGACAGUCAAUAGGCUGUUUAACUAAAACUUCUUCAAUUAUAUACUGUAAAUAGGGUACUCAUCUGUAAACUAAGUCUUCCUUUACAUCAAUAACUUUAUUUCUAUUUCUUGUAUUACUACAUAUUGACAGUAUGUCAUACUACCACAAAACAUUUUGCAUUUGUAAAUAUUUAUACCAACUAAUAAGCAAUACUUGUAUGUAAAGUCAUGCUAAUAAAGUCAUUUGUCACUGUUACUGUUACUACUUCCUAUAGAAAUAAAAAUUGGGAAUCGAAAUGAAGGAAGGAGGGGAACGAUACAGACAGCAAAUUUUGGAACCAGGGCAGUGGUACGAUACAAAGGGCCAAAGGGGGUAGAACCAGGUUGCCUGCAUAUGAGGCUACAUUCCGCUCAGGGUGUUAGCUACAGUAAAAAAUUCCGCGUUAAACAUGGUUUUUCCAAUUACCUUGAGGUCGCAAUUUCCCAAUUUGGGCCAGCCAAAAAAGUUAUAGAAAUUACGCCAUUAUUCAAAAACAUGUUUAUAACUACAUUUGCUCAAAAUUACUCCCAAAAUGCGGGAAAUGCUAUUUAAACGACACAAAAAUUUUAAAAAUCGCGAGGGGCAACUGCGUGCUCCCGACCCACAAAGAAAUGCCCGGCUUCAGGGUAAAAUAAAUUUCCCAAUUUCAGGUAAACGCGGGAUUUUUUUUUUACUUCUGGCUAACACCCUGCCGCUAUCAAAGUUCUUUUGGAAAUUAUUUUUGGGGCACCCCCUACACCUAGUGUCUGUCCCUGAACAAAAUGGCUACUUAUUGGUGCUGUUACUCUCUCUUUCUUUCUAUUCUUUUUCUUUCCUUCUUUUUUUGUUUCUUUCCCCUCUUUUCUUUCUUUCCCCCUUUUUCUUCCUUCCCUUUUUUCUUUCUGCCAGCAUAAAAAAUUUUCUGGGACCAAAGGUCCGCUAUAUUUUGCGCCCCUGCUGAUCAGUUCUGUAGCUAUGCCAUUUGGAAACCACGGCCAGUCGAUUGCAAAUUCACCGUUACUUGCCUUUUCAACGUUUUCAAAAUUAUAAUGGCUGGAAAACGUUGUAGCCUCUAUUUCUGGCAUGGGCAACCACCAUGUUUGCCAUAUCAACAACAAUAACAUUUGGAACUGAAGCAAGGCUCAUGAUCAUAUCGACAUGGUCUCUGGGUCCUUCGUGUCUCAGAAGCCAUUUAAGCCCGUAACAUAUGCCAUGGGGACAAGUCAUUCCUAACCAACCGCCUGUUGAAAUCAGGUAGUAAGAAAUUAAGAUGCAAAUCUUGAAAACCGUGGAUAUAUGUGACUACAUAUACAUGCAUGUGAAAGGAUGUAUUCCAUAAUUGCGACACAUCCUCGCGAUAUUUCAUCUCGCAGGAGUUGAACCUGCACCUUUCUCAUCCGGAAAGGAGACCGCUUUCUGUGACAAUAGCAAGAAUGUGAAAUAACGUUUUUCCUAAUACAUCUGCCCGAUAUACUAUUAAUGUACUAUAAAUAAUGAAAUAACGCAAUUUCUUAUCUGAACCUCCAGAGCCACAUCUUAGAAAAAAGUUUCAAAAACGUCUCUUCUAUGUUCAUGACACUUUUUAUUGUUGAUAAUGUCCAACUUGGAACCUUUGUCACUUAAAUUCAAACUCCUUGCUAAUUCACGGAUGACUGGAGCCUGAAAUGGAAAAAAAUAGUCCAAGAUUUAAUACGUUUGUUUUUAAUUGCACACGUGCAAGCAUGACAUACUUUUCCUUCACAAAACAAAUCCAUUAGCUUCUCCACAGAAGAGUUGUCGGACGUUGCACCAGCUGAUACUAAAUCUUCUUUGUGGUUCGCUUUUCUGAAUUCCGUAUUCAACCAACUUUCUUCCUUUUCGACAGUUGGGACCAAUAAAUGGCGCCCAAAAGCUGUAUGAUGGUUUUAUCUCCAAAGGACUUUUUGUAGAAACUACAGUAUGAUAAAUUGAUACGCCGUCAAACAUCGCCAUGAAUAGAAUCCAUUUUAAUGUAAAGUAUACUAAUGCAGGGGUUAAAAAAUGCUUCAGGUAUUCUUUUCACUAUACAAAUAAUUUGGCGUGCGUUCCGUCGAUCUUGAGUUUUCUAAAGUUUUACCCAUGUUCCCGAUCUGUUAUAUUUUAUACAAUCCCGAUCUGUUAUAUUAUCAAUUUCAACGACAGCUGGCUUUUGAGUAUUGGAUUGUGUGACAUGAUUAUAGAAGUCAUUUUCAGGUACAGGACAUGUUUUGCUAUAUUUUCGCCUUACUUUCGGAAUAUUUGUCAGUAUGAGACAACCAGGGGUGUGCAUCGAAUCGGAUUGGAGGUUUAUAAUCCGACAAUUGGUAAUUUUUACAAAUCCGAAUCCGAUCCAAAACGUUCCGAUCCGAUUAUUAAAAUUGUAAUUCGGCCCUUAAAAUUCUAAUUCUCCAUUUAGUAGGAUGUACUAUUUUCUAUCAACAAGUAGAAAAACAAAAUUAAUCAGUAACCUCUUAAUAUGCCCCUGUAUAUUAUUGCAAGGUUGACUUGUUCCCAGAACAUCUCUGCAUCAACCUCAUCUGGAUGCAAUUCAAACUCAAAGUAAGGCAGCUCAAGAUCACUUACUGUAAUAAAAUGAAAAUACAUUAAAAAUACACAGUAAAUACUAAAUAGUUAAUCAUCACUAAGUAGACAAAACAUUUGUCAACUCAUUAACCAACAAUACCAGCUAGCUCAAAUACUCCUUUUUUGUCCACAUCUAAUGACAACAAUGGAGGGAAAUAUCCACAGAGAUGGCAAGAGAAAUCACAACCUCGUUCCCAGGCUCUUUGCUCUUGUGAAGCAAAGACCCUGGUCGGGGCUGGUCACGUGACCCCGCAGAUUCUGCGUGGUAAAUUGAAUUGAUCUCAGGGAGGGGUGGUAGAGGAGUCUGUUUGCUACGUUUGGAAAAUUGCAAUUUUAUGUGUUAUAGUUUCGGGUGAUAAAAAUGUAAUUUGCAACAAGAAAUCGUGAAAGGAACAGUUUUAAAAUUCGUAUUCAUUAUGACACAACUUCCUGCUAUACUGAAUGUCAUCAAUAAUAAGUGUUGCGGUACAUUUCAAGCGACAAGCUGGAUCAUAUUUCACUGGCAAGGACUCACACGCGCCUGGCUUGCGAAGUUGAGCACGCAUCGCCGUAGAAACAUAUAAGUCUUCCCAAUUCUAUACCGACUGACGAUCAAACGACACUAAAUUAACGAUAUGGUUGUUUAAUGUUUAUUGUUGAAGUGUAUCCUAUCCGAUAUUCAACAAAGCCAAAGGAUUUAUUUUAUAAUGGAAGAUUUCCCAAACAUCGCUAACUGUGUGUGUAAACAAUAGUGCUAUCUUGACUGUGAAAGCACAGGAUUAAAACCCGUUAUGGACUGUAAAAUUCCUUUCAUUUACAUUGCUGAAACUCAACGAUCAAGAAUGAUUAUGUCGAAGACUCGAAGUAUAGCUAUCUGUCAUCAGACGAACACCAAGACCACUGUGCGUUUCCGUGCGUGCGGUACAUAUAACUUGAAUAUUAGGACGAUAUAUGCACCAGAUUGCACCAGACACUGGUAUUGUACUUCAUAGUAAAUUAUUUCAUAUUUUGUGUAUUACAGUAAUUCACAGCAGGUACAUUAAUUUAUAAACCUUAUAAAGACCUUUCAUUCCCAUUGCCCAUUCAGUGCUUUAUAUUUGAAGAAUAACCCGACAGCUUCUUUGGACUUGUAUAAUGCUGCUGUGAGUCGGCAUACUUCGAAACCCGGACCGGACUCGGACUCGGACCCGGACUCGGACUCGAAGAAAAUCCGGACUCGAGAAAAAUCCGGACCCGGACUCAAAGAAAAUCCGGACUCGUGUUUAACAAAACCCGGACUUGACUUUUGAAAACCCGGACUCGAAAUAAGGCAAAACCGGAUUCAAAUCAAGGACUCUGUGUACGAAAAUGCAAAGGUUUUUUGGAAAGGUUUAAUAAUUAGUAACAUGAUAAACGAUGAUCUCUUUAUGUCUUUAUCUCGAUAUUUUUAAUCUUCUGCUGUUAACAAAAUAAUCACUUAGAUAUAUUGGAACCAAAUCAUUUAGGCAUUUAUAAGUUAUUAAAAACUAAAAUGUAUUGAUGCAUACGAUCUACAAGUAGCUAAUACAAGGGUAGCAUGUUGAUUGUUGAUUCUCAAAAUAACGUUAACUUGAUUUAUUGACAAACUUCAUUGUCAGUAUCGAGCAGCGGUUGUAUGCAAGGCAUAUGGGGCAAUUGAUGAACGCAUUGCCUAACGAGAGAGUCUCAAUAUCAAAUUUACGCCAACCAUCCAACGCGAAUUUCACUGUCGGCCGCGGGUGCAGGCUUGCAGCUGUUGCUUUCAUUGUAAUGUGUUUUCUACUACUUUCGGAUAAAGAAUAAUUGCGGGUGUUCAAUUCGUGUUUAUGGACUUUAUAUUAACGAAAUAGAGAAAAUAAACGUGUUUCCAGUAGCGUCUUGUCCAACUAUUUGAGAGCAUGUUAUAAUAUCAAAUUUAUGUCCAUCAUAUCCGCACAACAACGCUCGAAUUACUUCACAGUCGGUAUUUAGGCGCGGUUGCGGCGAUACCUUCAUUGCCUUCAACAUGAGAUGUACUUUUCCGGCGUUCUUUUCGAUUGGUUGAAGUUAUACUUUUGAUUGGUUGAAGUCUAGUUAUUUUUCGUGUCAUUUUGCCGAUAGUGAGGUCGAAUAUGUUGAGGAUAUAUUUUAUCCUUGCCGCCAUCGAUCACGUUGAGUCUGCUACUCUGAGUCAGAUUUCAGUUAUUAAUUUAUGUCUAGGGUAGAUUUAGCUGCUCGCAAGAGUAUGUAUUUUACAAAUAUGUUGUGUAUGGUCAGCGUGGUUAAAUAAAUUUUUAAAUUAAGUAAGUAAGCAAGUAUGUAUAAGGCUAAAUGAUUUAAUGAUUUGUUUAGGUAGGCUAUAUAGUGAUUGUUUUGUGAGCAACCAUAUAGUAUGAUAACUGAUUAGUAUCCUCAGAUAACGCAUGAUACUGAGUCACUAGAAGAAAAAAAUAUCUAUAUCUUUCGAAACCAAAGCUUAUUGCUUUUGAAAUAAACUAUUUUAUUAUAUACAAAAGCGAGAAGAGAAAGGGGCACCCGCGCAAGAGCACAAAUCCAUUUACCCGCGAGUUAUUACCGAUAAAACCUUUGCAAUCUCGUGCACAGAGUCCUUGUUUUGAAUCCGGUUUUGUUUAUUUCGAGUCCGGGUUUUCAGAAGUCAAGUCCGGGUUUUGUUAAACACGAGUCCGGAUUUUCUUCGGGUCCGGGUUUUUCUCGAGUCCGGAUUUUCUUCGAGUCCGAGUCCGGGUUUCGAAGUAUGCCCUGUGAGUCAUCAAUCUUUAAAUCAACUUUAAAUAAUCUAUAUCGUAUACUGUAUAAAUGACAUUUUAGCAGUUUCACCAAACCAUACUAGAGGCAAACAACCUAUCUAUCGAUGGAAACUUUAAAAGGCUUAUUAAAACUUAUUAAUUAAGUAAUUCUAUGAGCUGGACUUCGUGCGCAUAUAUACAGUUUACGAAUUAUGUAUAUAUCCCUGAUAAAACGUAGGGACACUUUAUACCAGAUAUAAUAAAAAAUACUUUGCUAAACCUUUUCGGCUAUCAUUCCUUUGCAUUCAAGGGGCGAGGGUGAAUGGCUAUAUAAUUCAUAUCGGAGAUUCUGUGCAAUCUGAUUUAGUGAUUUUGGCUUCAACAAACAGGUACUCGUGCAGACAAAAAAGGAAAUGCAUACAGUUGUGAAUUGUCGUAUAAUUCUUUACUGUUGAUCCCAAACAAUUUUGUACAUGUACGUUAACACUCCUUCCUACCUUGUGUUGAAUAUAAACGAUGAUAACCUUUUUAAAAAAAUCUAGAGCACUAUGUCUAUAAACCGUUUUAGAAUCAAUAGAAUGGACAUUCAAUGCCUAUUUGGCUGGUGUCCAAAUAUGUAACGUUUGCUGUAGGACCAACAAGGCGCUACGCCUACGACAUACACAGUCGCUUUUGAGACCUCUAUUUAACAAAAUUUAUACCGUUUCCAUAUGACAACAAUUCAAUGGCACAUUAUAAGAAUAUUAUACGUAUCUGAACCAGAGCCAGAUACAGAAACGUACGCGUGAAAUGAAACUGCGCCCUAACCCCGGAGACAAUAAAAGGGCAAAUAUUUCCAAGCAUAUACGAUCAUACGUUUUCGUUGCUUGAUUUUCUGACUUGUUUGUUGCUAUAAGAAUCUACAGUUUAGCAUGUUUGUAUAAUUUAAAAACAAACAGAAACCAAUUUAGCAAGUAUUUUGAAGUAUAUAUGAUUCUCAAAGAUGAUUGUAUAGAACGGUCACUCCUUGCAAUCGAAGUGUGAGGUGCGGAAGUGGAAACAUGUAAUUUGAUACUUUGCCAUCCCCCUCUUAGGUUAUCAAUUUUCUAUGGGCCACGUGACCAGCCCCGACCAGGGUCUUUGCUUCACAAGAGCAAAGAGCCUGGGAACGAGGUUGGAGAAAUCAUACUCAUGGUCAGAAAGAGCCUCAAAAUGAAGAUACGAAUUCAGCAUUGUAGCACGAGGUAACUGAAAUGGGCACAACUGCAGCCAGGUCUCAACUGCUUCGACUUACAGCAUUGUGGACCUGAAAGUUUUUUUUUUUUUAAAUAUCAAAAGUUAAAGAAUUUAGCACAAGAUAUUGUGUACCAGGCGAGGUUUUAGAAUGGAUAUUUUACAUGUCUUAGAUCGAUCGUGGUGCAAAAUUGUCCGUCCUAGUACAAAUAUUCAUUAUUCUCAUUAAACUAUUAAAAACACUCGCUUCAAUAUAAGUUUAGUUUUGUGUAAACACUACGUAAAUUUAUUAUUGCAAAGCUUUCGAUCCGUAAGCUCUGAUUAUUAGCACUGAUGAAGAUCCAAUCUUACGGAUCGAAAGUUUUGCAAUAAUAAUACAUUCAGUUACGUGGCGUUUCCACAAAACUAAACUUAUAUGACUUAUAUUGUUGUUCACCAUGGAAAAAUAGAAAGAAAUUGCUUCAAAUGUUGUUUUGGACUACGAGUAAAGAACGGUCUUAUAUUAAGAGUAGUCAUAAGACAAAUGUACGUGGACAAAUAUUCCGAAAGUAAGGCGACAAAUAUAGCAAAACAUGUACUGUACCUGAAGAUGACUUCUAAACAUGUCACACAAUCCAAUACUCAAAAGCCAGUUGCCGUUGAAAUUGUGAAUCCCAUUGCAAAACUCUUGAUAUCGAUAAGGCAGCUUACAGUUUUCACAGAAUCUUACAGAUACUGAUAUUCCUAACAAGAAUAGUCAGGAUAAGUAUGAUUUACAUUAGCAUUUUGUCAGGCAUGGAUAUGAUGCAUGCAUCCACUGAUUUACAAAAGAAAACAUACUCGAAAUAGUAGCAUCCUGUCUGUUCAAGAUUUGAACUAUCAAAUCAAAUCUUCAGUGCACAAUUAAUACGCUACCAUUCAGAUGAUUCAGAAUGUUUUGUUUUAUAUGAUGACCAACCAGACUGUUCAGGAGCAUUUUGCAUGUAACAACGACAUCACAAAUUUUACUGUAUUAUUACCUUCCACUAUUCCAUUCUGGGUUACACAAACUGGUUGUCCAAGUGGAAUAUCACAAUAAAAGCACAAUGUCUCUGCUGGAACAAAAAUGAAAUAUAAAAUAAAAGUGAAAUAAAUAAAAUAAUUGAAAUACUAAUAACUAAAGUGAAAUAUAAAACAAUUGUCUUGUCACCAAUCCAAAAUACAUACAUUUUUGUACCUUAUACUGUACACUCCUUACUACUGUACCUAGUGUUUAAUACAAACGAUGAAUUAUACACUAAUUUUACCUAUAAAAAAAUAUGCGAUGUCUAUAUUAAACAAUUUUUUAAUCAAUAGAAUGUCCGGAGAUUCGGCCAUUUGGCUUGUAUCUAUAAGUGUGUAACGUUUGCGCGAGAAGACCUCAAAAGGAGCUACGACCUACCACAGUAUUGUAUUGAAAUAAUGAAAUUAACAAGUAAAUCAAUUCAAAGCUUAUACCGUUUCCAAAUAACGCAAAUGGUAUAUUAUAAGAAUAUUAUAAAUAUGUGAAGUGAACCAGAGGCAAAACAGAAACGUGUGAAAUGAAAGUGCGCCUCGAGAGAACAUGAGAACAAUUUCAAAGCAUAUACGAUCAUACGCUUUUAUUGCUCGACUUCCUGACUUGUCUGUUGCUAUAAAAAAAUAGUUUAGCAUGUUUUUUUAUAAUUUAAAAGCAAACAGAAACCAAAUUUAGCAAGCAUUUGAAUUUUAUAUGAUUCUCAAAGUUGAUUGUACAGAACACUCUCACUCCUUGCAAUCGAAGUGUAAAGUGCGGAAGUGGAAGAAUGUAAUUUGAUACUUUGCCUACUCCCCCCUUGGGCGAUCAAAUUUCUGUGUGCCACGUGACCAGCCCCAGCCAGGGUCUUUCCUCCACAAGAGGGAAGAGCCUAGGAACGAGGUUGCUGCUUGGUAACAUUUGCGCUUGGCAACAUUUGCCUGUCCAAAUCAAAUCGCCCGAAAUUUAGCAAUUUUCGAAGCCACUUAAUACUGAAUCAAGCCUAAUACAGUAUAUGCCCAGAUUCUUUACCACAAACCUGUUUUGCAGGGAACCACGAAAAUGACAAAUAAUAGAAAAUGUGUAAGAUGUACCGACUUGUUAACUUUGAAGAAACCUCUUGCAGUUGCCCCAUUGCAUUUUCCAUAAGGUUCUUAGCUUUUUGUAAAUUCGAGAUGGAAGAAGGUCCUGAAGGAAAUAUUAAUUCAUAUACAUGUAAAACUAAUAUUAGACAGUCUUACGGUUUCUCAUCCAGUAAACUAUUGUGACAAUUAAGAAUAAGGAAAUUGAAACGAUGCUCUAACCCCCCAAAAGAUUCGCUGGCUGAGUAAUUGCAUAAAUUAAUAUACAGUAACAGAACAAACCAAAUUGCUUUAAACGCUUUUGUGCGUAAUGUAACAACGCAUCGGUCAAAAUAUCAAUUCGACGACUGCAGGUCAAUUCAUGUGACUUGAUAUUGAGAGCAGCUUGCAGUGCCAGUAAAAAUAUCAAAAUGAUUGAUCUAUAGGCAGUAUCAAUAUAUUUAAUGCUCUCAGCCUGGAUGUCCAUUGUGACAGCUGUACGAACGUGACAGGAUGAUUUAUGUCCAUAACAAUGGAACACCGGAAUUGCCAAAGUCAAUUCUGUCCAGAAUACCUUGUCUGUUGUUUUUCUAAAAUUGCAUAUUUAUUUAUUUAUUAAAAGGUCAUGCAACUACCUGUACAGCGACUAAAGGAUAUCAGUUUUUCAAUUUCACAUCCCCACAGGAAAGUGUCAUCGUUCAGAUAUUUAUCACAUAUCUUACCUUCAAAUGAUCUGACAAGGUACAACCAAUGCAAUAUAUCGACCAACUUCAAACACAUGAAUUUUCUAUGUGUAUUGACAAGGCAUAGGAGUGGCUUAUUUUCCCUUAAAUAGACUAUUGACAUCAUCAACCUAUGCAUAAUAAACUCACAGAGAAGAAGUUGUCUUUAUAGUACAAAAAUAAUCGUAUGCAAAAAAGUUGUCUAUAUAGUACAUUUCACCAUGUUUCAUGCUCAUGAAUCCUUUGGGCCCUGGGGUAUUAAUGUCUACACAUUCGGCCAAACAAUCCCUUUUCAUCAAAUAACAGGGGUGCAUAUAGUUGCCAAGGGGUUUCUUUAUCUCCCCAAAAAAUUUGGAAAAGUUACUUUCUUCUCCAAUUCAAAAAAUUUUCCCGGAAAACUUGGUGACCUCCCCCAGUCAACAAAAAUAUUCGGACAUGUACCCUAGAAAAUUUCCGUAGUAUGUACUAUAUUCUUUUUACCUGAGGACAGAGUGGAAAUGGUUUCAAACAGCUCAUCAUUUCUUUCUUUCAUUGACUUCAUCCAAUAUUGAUGGUAUCUGAAAAGCACAUUGGUACAGGAUGAAAUGCUGGAAACAAAUGAUUCAUGAAAAUGAAGCUCCCAGCAUCAAAUUGUCACAUUAUGUGACAACAUUAUUGACCUUAUAUCAAGAAUAUUACUGGAAUUCAUCAAAAGAGUCAUUAUUCAGUACUUUGUAUAUCCUUAAUCUGAAAAAAAAUAUUAAGAUUUAAAUAAUAUCACAAUAUAUUAACCAAACUAGGUAGUUAGUCAGUGUUGGAAGAAGAUGGACAAGAUUCUUGACUUGUACAAUAAGGUUCUUCUAACUAUGGUACCUGAAAUAAUGCCGACUUCGACAUUUUGAACCAAGGCUCUUUGUAAGUUAUAGCACGUCAGUUAAUAGAGGUUAUAGCUACUCAAAGGCCACAAAUCACUCGAAUAUUUUCAUAAUAUUAGAACUCCAGCCUAUGGCUUUAUCCAGCCUAUGGCUUUAGCGGAGAAGACUCAAAAGAGCGUGUUUAAUACGCUCAACCUAUCCCAGUACAAUAUUUGGCGCACUUUACACACACAGUACAGCAAUAUUUAAAGUCACAACAAAAAUUCAAUUCAAUGAUACAUGACCAAAUGUAUGAAAUUUGAUGCGAAAUCGAUCUUAAGGCACGUUGACACGCUGCAAUUUGUCAGGCCGAUUUUUGGUUUUGUUGAAUAUUAAUCACAACUGUUUUUAGUUUUUGACCUCCGCCCAGUUGCCUUGCUGACGUUGACAACGAAUGAAUAUUCAACUUAUAUCACAUUCGUAUAUACAUCUGAAAUCUGCUGGAACUUGGGACUUCACACUUCAGACUUAAUUAAAUAAUAUUGCGCUUGACAAGAUGUAAAUUGAGAAUGUAAGAAUAAGAAAAGAGAUCCUGGGGAACAGUGACACCUGAAGAAGGAAACAUGAUAGUGUAUACUCAGUUGAUUUAAUAAGUAGUCUUCUCGACAAUGCAUAGAUCAGAACAAAAGACUGGGGCGAGUGUACUGUGGAGAAACCUUAGCACGUCUAGGAUAGCUGCUGCCUCGCUGAGGCUCGGCAGCAAUAAGGCCACUCCAAAUUAGACUUUAAUUUCCUGCCCAGCACCUGUGUCUCCCAGGACUAGCCGCAUGAUUUGUCUAUUAUUGCUAAUGUGUUCAUUAGGCCUAAAAAAUACCUGUGGUUCCGGUUCCCGACCGACCAUAUUUUUUCCCUGCCGACCCUAUUAUUUUUUCAACGCAAUUUACCGUGCGACCCUAUUUUCUCCGGGUGGUUGCGGCGUCUGUUGUGACACUAAUUAUUGAACCAAAUUGCCUUAAUUCGUCCAUAGGAAAUACGCAUCUCUAGUUAAUAUUGAUGUCGGGACUCUACUGCCCUAAUAUUUUCACAAUAUAAAACCGGAACCACAGGUAUUUUUUUAGGCCUUAUUUGACCUUUAUAACUAAGGAUAACAACAAUCCACAGUUUUGGAAUAAACUACCCGCCCACAUGAAAUUUGAAAAAAAUUCUAAUGGAAAACUAAAGUCUAAUUUGGAGUAGCCUAAAAGUUUUUUAAAAAAUUGCUCAGCAUCAAGCAUAGAAUGGCUUAUUGCAUUUUUACUCCCCCCUCCCCCCAAUAGAGGACACUGGAAAUUCCAAUACCCCCUCCCUAAAAUUCAAUGAAAAAAGGAAUUUCCAUGGGAGGGUCUAAAUUUUAAAAAAAAUCUGUGGAAAUUCCACAGGGUAGGUUAAAAAACAACAUGGAAAUUCCAAGGGAUGGUUACCUACAGUAUUAAGAGCGUGUGUCUCUAAAAACCGCCCACUGACUUGGGGCUCGAAAAAUAAGUUCCUUCGAAACUUUUACCGUGAACUACAUUUACUUUAACAACAAACAAAUGCUGUUUGGAAUUUUGAAAAUAUAUUUAGUUUCAAAGUUUUAGCGAUUUUUUGGUCUCGCACCGUCGCAGGACAAAUUCGCCGGCUAAUUAAACGAAAAAAUGGGCUGAAUUUAAAUAAACAUAAUUUCAAAAGAUUUUGUUCAAAAUUUCUGAUAUUCACACCCAGCACCGGAAAACUAUCGUAAUUUCAUCUAAACUAACUUAGGUUUUCAAUUACAGAGUAUUUGUGACAAUAUUUAGCGACAAAGUGCGCCAUGUCAAAAUACGGCUUUCAAAUCCUACUAUUUUCUACGCUGAAUUUCUUAAAAGUGGGACCUAAUUACAUACAGUGACUAGUAUAGUUGGAAAAAGGACACUUUGAAGGACUAAAAACCGUAAUAAAACUCGUCUGCAAACGCGAUUUGAACAAUUGAGAGCGUUUGAAAUUUGAUACUCUUUAUGGCCUUUUGUUUACAUUAUAAUGUUGCUGAGGUCAGACGUCUGAGUUCGUGUCACUGCUAAAAAUGCGCUGUAGUUCUGCCAAAUAAGAUUUCCCUCAAAUAAGUUUAUAGCAAUAUAGUACUAAGGGAGCAUUCAUUUUUUAGCUGGGGGGGUGGGCCGGAGGAAUUUGGGGGUGGGUCAGCCAAUUUUGACAUGCUUCAAAGGGGUGGGUCUUUUUAUAGUUUUGUUAUAAAUGGAGGGGGUCAUAAAAAUAAUCAGUGAAAAAAUCACCAAUAUGAUUUUAUUGAAUUUGGAAAUAUUUGGAUCAAGAAUGGUAAAAAGGUCUAGAAUCUAUCAACUAUGUCGUCAUCUAUAACAAUGAAGCAAAAUUCAUUUGACGCUCUUUUCACACAGUCCAUAGGAAAACAUUUCCAUGACGUUUGUCAAUUGACCUCGUUUUUAUCCGUUUUUGUGUGAAAACAUCAAUGAAAGAAAACGCAGGACCGUAGCAUGAUUUCAAAAUCAUGCAUGAUUUCAAGGUCUGCAUGACUUCAAAAUCAUGCAGAUCUUGAUCAAUUUUAAGCUUUAUUAAUUUUAAGCGGCUACAUUAUCCAUGACAAACUGCAAAGAAUGAAGAUAGUACCCACAGUUUCCUGCAACUUAUCCUAGUUAUCCAACAUAUAGUAAAAUUAAUAUGCCUUCGCCCAUUUAGUACUACCAAAUUGUCAAUUUUGACAUACUAAAACGCUGUUUUCUGACCAUCAGAAUUCUGUCAAAUCUUCCCCCAAAGGCCAGGAAAUGGCAUUUCAGAGACUCUAGAUUUAAAAAUUUCCUCGGGCCUUCGGCCCUCGCUUUCAGCCCCCCAAUCAAAAAGAGCUUCCGACGGCCCUGAAACGCUAUGGAAACGACACCAUGUGGAUUAAUAGUUAGGAUGAGGGGUCAAAAAAUUUUCAGUAAAAAAAAUAGGGGGUCAUAAUUUUUUAUCAACUUUUGUCUUGAGGGUUCCAAGUUUUCGCAUGGAAUUAGACUUCAGUUCCUCCGGCCCACCCCCCCAGCUAAAAAAUGAAUGCUCCCUAAAUUUGUCUAUUUUAUAACAACGUUCUAGUGUAUUAGGUCAUUCCAGAAAACAUCCGUACCAACCCCACAGAGGAAAUAGGAAGUUAACCCCCCUACCCCUUUCGGAUGUCCUAAUACAUUUACUAUUAUCAGAAACAAUUUUUUCUCCCCUCCUCCUCCCGACAGCAGAAAUUUCCUCCGUGGGAGGAGUAUGGAUCUUUUCUGGAACGACCCAUUAUUUGUCGAUUACCACCUUGAGGUCAACCAUUGGAUUGGGUUUCAAUCAGGCCUUACAUCAAUAAACUGUAUUCAAUCGUUCAAAAGUAGAAUUAUAAACCUUCUUUUCCAGCUACUUUAGAAGAGCAUGCUUUUUAAUAUUUAACCUAAUAUUAAUUUGACCUGCAUACAUUGUCAAUACUUUGCUGUCCAAAACAUAAGAAAGCAAACUCCUUUGUGAACGAAAUUUAAGAUUUAAAACUCUGCACAUACCGUAUGUUUAUCUACAUUUGCGAUAAAUCAACAAGUUGGAUAUCAUGAAAGAUUGGUACUCGAUAUAACGAUACCAUGUAUGCCUAUGCUCAUGAAAAUCCUUUGAUGUACUAUUAUUUAACUGCAUGAUCUCUUUGUCUACCAAAUACAUAUUCUUACAAUUUCUGCCAAUAUGCAUGAUUGGAUGUUCGAUUGCAGGACUGUGGUUAUAUUUAGUUAUAAGCACCUGAAUUGCAUUUUGGUCCAGCUAUUUUGAAUUGAAGUAAUGAACAAGUUAUUUUUCUGAGAGUAAUGUCACAUAAUUCAAGAAAGUUCUACCAAUCAUAAUUGAAAUAAAAUAAGUGUGGUUAACAAAUAAAUGUUAACAAACCAUUAUUAAUGAAUACAUUUACCGUACAUUAAAAAUGAAAUAAAAUAAUAAAAUUUUUUUAAAAAAGUGCUUUGAUGGUGAGUAGGGAUGAGCCGAUAAGGAAAAUUGCCGAUUACUGAGGCCAAUUAUUUAUAUAAAGAAUAAUACAUGGGUAAUAAACAUAACUGGUAUUUCCAAGCAUCCAUGUAUUUUUCUGUUUAUGCUGUUUUAUUGUUUACAAUACACACUAUGUACAAUUAAAAUCAGCUUCAAUCUUGCAUGCCAAUAGUCAAAUUUUUGGGUAAAACAGGAUAUUGUCAGCUUUAUGCGGAGCUAGUCUGCUGCGUUUUUCAGUGGAAAUGUUGCCAGCUUCACUGUGAACAUGCGCUCCGAAUAUAUGAAUAUAUGCUUGAACUUGGUGGGCUAAGAUACUUCAGCGUGAUGUUAAAAAUAUUUGGGUACAUUUUUUUGUUGGAGUUUAUAUGGACACGCUUGUAACAGUUGCAAGGGAAAAACGAGAAAUGUGUUGACCUCUUCUUCAAGAUUUGGAAGGUUGUCAUCAGAUGCAACUAUCACUUCGAAACAAAACCAUAAAUCUUGAUGCGGGUUUUGAACAAAAGAUGCGGGUUUUGCAACAAAAUGCGAAAAUCUAUUCAUUUGUAUUCAGUAUUUUAGCAUGUGCUUGGCAGCUGUAGAAAAAGUCUUGUGGCUGAUUAUUUGCCCAUUAUCAGGCAAUAAUCGGCCAAUUGCCGAAUAUUUAAAAAAUGGCCGAUUACUUCGAUUAUUUAAAAAUUUGCCAUUUAUUUCCCAAUUAAUCAGCUCAUCCCUAAGUGGUGAGCUUUGUUUGUCAUGUUACCAACCCUCCAGUUAAGAAUUUGUAAGAUAGAAGCUUUGUGGGAAAGCUGCUGGUUGUCUUGGCCCCACCCAGGUUUCCUGUAUAUUGCAGGGUUUUUUCUGGCCUCCCUGAUUAUCCAGCUAUAAUAGUAUUAGUGAUGGUAAUGCUGAAAUAUCUGUCUAACUAUCAUCUGGCAGCAGCUGUCUUUUAUACAAAUACAGCUGUGGUGGGAGUUCGUCUAUGGAGAAUACACAUUGUCAUACUUGUGGGGUUGAAGUGCUCCCAAUGGUCAACUUUAGGCCCAUAGACUCAGGUAACUAUUUAUGUACUAAAUAUAAUCAGUUGAAUUGUAGGUACUGUCCAAGGGGAUUAUUACCCCUUGGUUCAGGUCUAUGUUAGAAGGGGUUGCUACCAGUAUGCAUGGCAGGGUCAUAUCGGGGAUUAUCACCCCUAGGGCAUUCAGUUUCUCCUAGCAGGUCUUAUAUAUACCCCUACGGGAUGAAAACAUUAUGAAAUCUAAAACAUAGUCUUUGGGUUGAACAGAGUUUAAGAGUAUAAUGUAUAUAACUGGUUCACUUCACCCUGGUCCCUGAACCCAUUCUUCCACAAUGAUUUGGUGUGUGUUAUACUCAUUUUCGGGCUGUUCUCUCACCUAACGUAUUAAUUAACGUGCUUGAAUCAUUAUAUUCAUUAAUCGUUAUUUAUGCCGACUUUAAUAAUUAACAAUUUAACACAACUGUGUAGUAAUAAUAUUAUAUUACAACAUAAAAUAAACAUGAUGUUUGUGAUGUUACUCUGAGUGUAUAUCCACACCGGGCGAGGUUGAAAAAUAUGCCCGGCCACGGUGGCCGGAUACACACUCAGAGUAACAUCACAAACAUCAUAUUCACCUGAGUACACAACACCAACACACAAAAAAAAAAUAAACAUGUCAAAGGAGGCUAAAAUGCGGGAAGCAAAAUACCAAAACACUACGAAACAUCACGACGAUUACUAAAUCGUAGCCGAAGUGGACACUGCAAAACCCCCAAAUUGUUUUCAAAACAGCACGGUGUGUAUAAUAAUGCGGGCUGGGAAGGAGUUGUGUUACGACUAUGGCGACCGAAGUGCUCACUUUAUCAAUUUCCCAUGGCUAAAAGAGUAACUCACAUUUGUGUGCCUUGCUCUUGUUGUUUAUUCUGCUCAUCAAGAAUUCGUCGUCUUUGUGUGCCUUGCUUUUGAUGUUCGUCUUCCUCAUCAUCAAGAAUUCGUCGCUUUUUUCCUCUGGGCGCCAAAGUGUAAUCCUCCGUAUCCUCGGCCUCUGUGUCUUUGUUAACGAACUGAUGAUUUAAGCCUUCAUGGUCAGGCUGCUGUUCGCUAUCAUCAGUAAGGUUUAGGAGUUCGUUCUCUUCAGGAUUCUCGUCAGACACUAUGUCCUCAACCUCGCGCUCAGUUUCAACGAAAUCCAUGAUUCAAAAAUCAAAAUUGGCGCGCACCGAACUAACGUUCUUUAUUCGCAUGAAUUCAUGAAAUUCAAAUCCGACGCCCACAUCACAUGAAAUUCCAAACGGGCGCACGCACACAGGAAAUUCCAAUAAUUCCCAUCUCAAAUGAUCAAAGAACAAAACCGCGUUUUCGUGUUUUUUUGACAGGUAUAGAAU
This is a messenger RNA of Paramuricea clavata, 40498 nucleotides long. NCBI's taxonomy places the organism in Eukaryota, Metazoa, Cnidaria, Anthozoa, Malacalcyonacea, Plexauridae. The record is from the annotation of a GenBank genome assembly.